Molecule: messenger RNA, 270 nt
Organism: Gongylonema pulchrum
Lineage: Eukaryota; Metazoa; Nematoda; Chromadorea; Rhabditida; Gongylonematidae
Source: the annotation of a GenBank genome assembly
AAUAUGAGCGUAAACAGUCUGUAUCCACCACGGACCCAGAUUAAACGACAAAAAAUGAUCUAUCAUUGCAAAUUCGGCGAAUUUGGAGUCAUGGAGGGCCAGUUCACGGAACCAUCGGGAGUGGCAGUAAACGCUCAGAAUGAUAUCAUUGUGGCCGAUACAAACAACCACCGUAUCCAAGUGUUCGACAAGGAAGGCCAUUUCAAGUUCCAGUUCGGCGAAUGCGGUAAACGGGACGGACAACUGCUUUAUCCAAAUCGGUUUGUCUGA